AGUCACAGCGCCACCUCCCGGCCGCACACUGCGUCUCAGGCUCAUCCCGUAGCGGCGUCAGUCAGAGGCGGCACGAUGACGUCAUUCACCUAGCGCGGGUGAUGCUGGGGGUGGAGUCAGUUGUAGAGAUGCUCCGCCCAGGCGCUGGCGGGGGCGGAGUCACGCACAAGAGAGCUCGCAGUUGCUGUUAGAGACGCGGAGGCAUGCUGCAAGGCGGAGGCCGCGGACUGGGCGCUCUGGCGAGUGCAGCUUUCCACCGCCUGCCACAGCACUACUCUUGCCCCCGGUUUUCCGAUGCGGUACAGAGAAGACGCAGGGGACUCCGCAGAAAGAUCUCUCCUUAACAAACUGAUCCGGAAGUCUGUGGUGGAAUCUUCUUACAAUGUGGAAGUGCAGCACAAUGAUCCCUCGUCGGCGUUGUUCUCGGUGAAGACGUUUGAGGAGCUGCGACUAAAUGACUUAUUCCAUGAGAGUGACUUUUCUCCCUGCAGGAAGCCCGAAUUGAUACAGGGAAUCUACGCAAUGGGAUUCAACAGACCUUCCAAAAUCCAGGGGACGGCUCUUCCGCUGAUGCUCGCAGACCCCCCCCAGAAUCUGAUCGCUCAGAGCCAGUCUGGAACUGGGAAAACAGCCGCUUUCGUACUCGCCAUGCUCAGCCGCGUGGAUGCCAUGGAAAAAUAUCCACAGUGUAUCUGUCUCAGUCCUACGUUCGAAUUGGCGUUGCAAACAGGACAAGUUAUAGAACAGAUGGGACGGUUCUGCGACGGCAUCAAUGUGAUUUAUGCUACACGUGGGUCCAGACCAUCCAGAGGCAGCAGAAUAGAAGCUCAGAUCAUCGUCGGAACCCCGGGAACAGUAAUGGAUUGGUGCCUUAAGCUAAAGCUUUUUAACCUGCAGAAUAUCCGCGUGUUGGUCCUGGAUGAAGCUGAUGUCAUGAUCGCAGUUCAGGGUUAUUGUGACCAUAGUGUACGAGUGAAGAGAGCGAUGCCGCCAAGCUGCCAGAUGCUCCUGUUCUCCGCGACGUUUGAGGAGUCCGUGUGGCGCUUUUCGGGGAAGAUUGUGCCAAACCCUAACAUCAUAAAACUGAGGAAAGAAGAGCUGACGCUCGAUAACAUUCAGCAGUUUUAUGAAGCUUGUGAGGAGAAGGAAGACAAGUACCAGGCGCUGUGUAACAUCUAUGGCACAAUCACCAUCGCUCAGGCCAUUAUCUUCUGUCAGACGCGGCAAACAGCCAAUUGGCUGUCACAUGAGAUGGCUAGGGCUGGCCACUGCGUGGUGCUACUAAGCGGAGAGCUCCCGGUGGCAGACCGCGCCGAAAUUAUACGGAGAUUUCGCGAUGGCAUGGAGAAAGUCCUCAUCACUACAAAUGUCUGCGCCCGAGGAAUUGAUGUGGAACAAGUGUCCAUUGUAGUCAACUUUGACCUUCCUUUGACUUUGGGGGGCUACGUAGAUUACGAGACUUACCUGCAUCGAAUUGGCCGCACCGGCAGAUUUGGCAAAAAGGGCGUGGCCAUCAAUCUGGUGGAGAAAUGCUGCUUAUAUAUGCUGCGGGACAUUGAGGAGCAUUUUGACACAAAAAUCAAGAAACUGAACACAAGCGACAUGGACGAGAUGGAGAAGUUGUGUCACUGAGGGAAAUGAUAUCUGCGCGAUUCCGGAACUCUGCUUUAUAUGUUCAAUGCUAAUGCUGAAAGUGUAUGUAACUGAGCGACAUAGCAUCUGUGUAAUUCAUAAAUUGUGGUUAUAUGUUUAGUGUUACUGUUAGAAAUAAAAGUGUUUCAGCACUGUGGGCUGCCA
Molecule: messenger RNA, 1797 nt
Organism: Pseudophryne corroboree (corroboree frog)
Lineage: Eukaryota; Metazoa; Chordata; Amphibia; Anura; Myobatrachidae
Product: ATP-dependent RNA helicase DDX25-like
Exons: 11
Coding region: 295-1632 (445 amino acids)
Biological process (GO): poly(A)+ mRNA export from nucleus
Cellular component (GO): nucleus; cytoplasmic stress granule
Molecular function (GO): RNA helicase activity; ATP binding; RNA binding
Source: RefSeq, a predicted model, not a curated record